Messenger RNA from Zychaea mexicana, 870 nucleotides. RefSeq lists its product as uncharacterized. The transcript has a single exon. NCBI's taxonomy places the organism in Eukaryota, Fungi, Mucoromycota, Mucoromycetes, Mucorales, Lichtheimiaceae. The record is from RefSeq and is a predicted model, not a curated record. Bases 187 to 657 code for a protein of 156 amino acids.
AUUGGGAAACAGCAUUCGUACGGGAGUGGAAACGUGUCAAAAACCGUGGUGGAACCCAACGACUUGAUGCAAACACUCAUUACUACGUGUCACUCGAUACUUGGACGUGUGGAUGCCAAUCUUUUACCACCAAUCGAUACAUGCUUUGCAAGCAUUUGAUCAGUCAAUACUACGCUGCCAACCGCAAUGUUCGUUCAACUUUUGGAGCGCUUCAACUAUUAUAUAUGUCGUAGCAAUACACCUCCGUUUGUGCAGCUCAAAGAAGUAGGUUUAAUUUUCUUAUGCAUUAGUAAAAAGGAGACAAUUGACUCAUUUGACGAUUACAAGUGUCAUCUUUAUCCAUACAUAUCUCUGUAUCUCCCACCAACCAUCGAGGCACUCUUACCACCUUCGCCAUCGUUACCAAGCCCAGUCGCCGCUACGUCUCUAACAUCGGCCUUGCAACCAAGCUCUUCUUCAUCUUCAUCUGAUCCUCCACCUUCUACUUCAAACACGCUUCCCACCACUACCAUUCUUUUCUUCGAUGACGAUGAAGAAGAUGAAUGGGCAAGACUAAGUGCUGCUGAACAAGCAAUUUCCGAAGCUCGUCGUCGCUUUUUAGAAAGCAUUGAUUAUUACACUUCUAUGCUGCUAGAACGGCAACGCAGCGUUAUUUGAGGAGCUGUCGAUCGUAACGAUAUUGACAACUAUUUAUCGAUAGAGUCGUCAUAGAAACGCACGAAGAAGAAGAACAUACUCUAAUGAUCAUCGGUACACCCGUUAUCUUCCUUUAAUUCCCUUACAUUUUUUUUAACUUCCUAUCUCAUUUUUUCUAUAUAUUACUCACAAUUCCUUAUUCUUACGGCCCAAAUAUAUACAUAUAUAUUAUCA